CUGUGCUGAUGCGGCGAGGGGCGGGGCCGGUAACGCGGUGCCCGCAGACAUAGAGACAGCAGCAUCCGCCAUCUUAUCUCUGUACCGGGUACCGGGACCGCCGCGCUCGCCGCACCGAGGAGCUCGGGACCGACGCCUGACAGCCCUCCCACGUCUGGCCGCUCCCAUCACCAAGGGAGGGCGGAGAAGAUGCCGGGGAUGUGGCGGUGCUCCCCGGCCUGCCUGCUGCUCGUCACCGGGAUAGUGUGCGGGGCAUGGGCCGCCCGAGUUAAUAAACAUAAACCAUGGAUUGAAACGACGUAUCACGGGAUUGUUACGGAAAACGAUAAUGCGGUUCUGCUGGACCCUCCUCUAAUAGCACUAGACAAGGAUGCUCCCCUACGUUACGCAGAGAGUUUUGAGGUGACAGUCACCAAAGAAGGCGAGAUCUGCGGCUUUAAGAUACAUGAGCAGGAUGUGCCGUUUGAGGCGGUGGUGGUGGAUAAGAGCACGGGAGAAGGGGUGAUCCGCACCACGGAGAAGCUGGACUGUGAAUUACAAAAAGACUACACCUUUACCAUCCAGGCGUACGAUUGCGGCAAAGGACCCGAUGGCUCAAACGCCAAAAAGUCCCACAAGGCAACGGUGCACAUCCAAGUGAAUGACGUGAACGAAUACGCCCCGGUCUUUAAGGAGAAGUCGUACAAAGCGACGGCCAUCGAGGGAAAGAAAUAUGACAAUAUCCUGAAGGUGGAAGCUGUGGAUGCCGACUUCCCCCAGUUCAGCCAGAUCUGCAGCUAUGAGAUCGUAACGCCCGAUGUACCUUUCACCAUUGAUAAGGACGGUUAUAUCAAGAACACGGAGAAGCUGAACUACGGCAAGGAGCGUCAGUAUAAACUGACAGUGACGGCCUAUGACUGCGGGAAGAAGAGGGCCACCGAGGACAUAUUGGUGAAAAUCAACAUUAAGCCAACAUGUAAAGCCAGCUGGCAGGGUUGGAGUAAGAGAAUAGAGUAUGAGCCUGGCACUGGAUCGUUGGCACUGUUCCCUGGCAUGCACCUGGAGACCUGCGAUGAGCCAAUCACUUCAAUUCAAGCAACUGUACAGCUGGAAACCAGCCACAUUGGCAAAGGGUGCGACAGAGAUACAUACUCCGAGAAGUCCCUCCACAGGCUGUGUGGAGCUACUUCUAACACCGCCGAGCUGCUGCCCCCUCCCAGCGCCGCUUCCAACUGGACCGUGGGGCUGUCUACAGAUAACGGACAUGACAGCGACCAGGUGUUUGAGUUUAAUGGCACGCAGGCGGUGAAGAUCCCCGACGGAGUUGUGACCACUGACCUGAAAGAGCCAUUUGUGAUAUCUGUCUGGAUGAGACACGGACCAGGAGGACGGGAGAAGGAGACCAUCCUGUGUAAUUCUGACAAGACAGAUAUGAAUCGUCACCAUUACUCUCUCUACAUUCACAACUGCAAGCUGGGAUUCCUGUUUCGCCAAGAGCCCUCCGAGCAGAACGCCUAUAAACCCGCAGAGUUCCACUGGAAGUUAAACCAGGCCUGCGACAAGGAAUGGCAUCACUACGUCCUCACUGUAGACGUUCCCACAGUCACUCUCUAUGUGGACGGUGUGCUGUAUGACCCCUUCACGGUGACCGAGGACUAUCCUCUACACCCUACGCAGCUGGACACCCAGCUCAUGGUCGGAGCUUGCUGGCAAGAGUACGCAGGAAGUGGGAAUGUCACUGAGCCAAUGACAGACAUUGAUGCAGGUGGCGAGCAGCACAUGGCCCAGUUUUUCAGAGGAAACCUGGCAGGAUUGAUGAUCCGCACCGGAAAACUAGAGAGCAAGAAGGUGAUAGAUUGUCUGUACACCUGCAAAGAGGGCCUGGACUUCCCCCCUGCAGAUGGCGUUGGGAAGGGCAUUAAGAUUAAUCUAAGUCCCAGCCAGUCCAGCCUGACACUGGAAGGAGAUGACAUUGACCGAUUUGACCAGGCCAUGCAGCAUAUUUCCUACCUGAACUCCCGCCAGUUCCCCACCCCUGGCAUCAGACGCUUGAAGGUCACCACCGCCGUCAAGUGCUUUAACGAGGAGACCUGUCUCAGCGUCCCGGAUGUGGAUGGCUACGUCAUGGUGCUGCAGCCCGAGGAGCCCAAGAUCAGCCUGAGCGGCAUCGAUCAUUUUGCCCGUUCCGCCUCAGAGUUUGAGAGCACAGAAGGGAUUUCUCUGUUCCCCGAGCUACAUCUCAUCAGCACCAUCACACGUGAGGUGGAGGCAGAAGGUGAAGGGGAUGACGAUCCGACAGUGCAAGAGUCCCUGGUGUCGGAGGAGAUCAUGCAUAACCUGGACACGUGUGAGAUCGGUGUGGUGGGAGAGGACCUGGAUCCCAAUACAGAGAGCCUGCAACUGGACCUGACUCACCUGCAGCAGAAAGGGAUGGAGAUGAGCAGCUCCAACCAGGGCAUGGUGAUCACAGGUGUGGACACAAUGGCACAUUACGAGGAGGUCCUGCACCUGGUCCGCUACAGGAACUGGAAUACCAUCUCGCUGUUUGAUAGGAAGUUUAAGCUGGUUUGCUCUGAGCUGAACGGGCGUUACAACAGUAAUGAGUUCCAGGUGGAGGUGAAUGUGAUUCACACCGCCAGCCCCGCAGAGGCCCCCAAUCACAUCGCAGCGCAGCCGCAGUUCGUCCAUCCCAUUGAUCAUUCCUAUGUCGACCUGUCCGGACACAACCUGGCCAGUCCUCACCCAGCGUCAGUUGUUCCCAGUGCAGCGACAAUUGUCAUAGUGGUCUGCGUGAGCUUCCUCGUCUUCAUGAUCAUUCUGGGAGUGUUCCGCAUCCGCGCCGCUCACCAGCGCACCAUCAGGGACCAAGAGGGCGGCAAGGAGAAUGAGAUGGACUGGGAUGACUCUGCUCUCACCAUCACUGUAAAUCCCAUGGAGACCUAUGAAGACCAGCACAGCAGUGAGGAAGAAGAGGAGGAGGAUGACGACGAGGAGAGUGAGGACGGGGAAGAUGACGACAUCACCAGUGCUGAAUCGGAGAGCAGUGAGGAAGAGGAGGGCGAGCAGGAAGAGGACCAGCAGAAUGUGAACCGGCAGCAGCAGCUGGAGUGGGAUGACUCCACCCUGACCUACUGAUCGCGGCCGCCAUCACCACCCAGUCACCACAGCACACACUCAUCUUCCUGCAGGCGCUGAAUCCAGCUGACACAUGGAGAAACGGUGCCCCCUCUUCUGCCUCCUGGUGGUUGGGGCAAGUGUCAGUGUUUUUUUUUCUCCAUCUUGCACUUUCCUUCCACAUUCUCUCCGUCGCUCAGUGACCGGAGGGACACGACGCUUUUCGGACUUCACUCAUCAUUCCUUAUUUCUGUUCCAAACGCUGCAAAAAUGAUGGUGACGGAUGUGGCUCAUAGACUCCGUGUAGACUGGUGAUUUUAUUGUUUGUUUUUACCCAAAUUACUGCAUGUCGGAUAUUGGCAGAAUUCACCCAGGAACUCGUUCUCUGUCCAAGGCGCCAGUUUCUCCUGGCAGCGGAAAAAGGCUACAGCUUACGAAACAAGGCAACGUUGCAAACCGCCACCCUGACCGUAAUGGGGGGCAAGUAGAGGACGACUAGUAACAGUAGUAAAAGACUUUUUAAUAUUUUGUUGUAAAUAUGUUGGAAUUAAUGUAAUUAUGUCCAUGUUUGGUGGGGUGAGGGGGAUUGGGAUCGUGGAAGGCAGGUUGGCACCUGUGCCAGUCCUGCGCAGCCUCAGUGAGGCGAUUCUCCAUGGCUGGCAGAGGUCUGCAGCCUCGCAGGCAGGAAUACAAGGUAGUGCAAGUCAGCUUUAAUACUCGCUCCACUGUGUCUGGGUGACAGAGCUGUAAUUAUUCCUAAUCCGGGCACCAGCACGCCAGACCUCAGUGGGGCAAGAGUGCAGCCCGGCCGCCUCUUUUCUCAGCUCGCGUUCAUCUGGGUACUUCUACCCUUCAGCCCCCAGUUGUGGACUUCCCUGCGAUAGUUCCUGGUAGAGGGGUAACUGCAAGACCUAUGAAAUAUUCUCUCCUGCCCAGCGGCAUGUAUUGUUUACAUGUAACUUUGUAUUUUUUCCCAAACUGGCUUAAAAUAAUAAUUCUGUAAAUUGUGCUUGAAGAAGAGAAACAAACCAUGUUGUAAAUGAAGUGAGGUUUGUUGAGCAAUGGGCGUCUUAUGGGCACCUGCGUAAUCACAAAUAAGUAACGCCCGUUUGUAGCCCGGAAUUAACUAGAGUAACCCGUGUUAUUCUGCUCUUCUGGAACUACAGGUCCCAGCAUUGCAUGCCAACCAAGUCAUGCUGUGACAUGAAGCUCUAUAGUUGCAGAGCUGCGCGUUUCCUGGCGCAGUCCUUUCCCGCCAGUAAGGACAUCUAUGUAUGACAUUCCGUAUGUCCUCCUAGAUGGUCACUGGUUAGGCCAAGGCUUACUUCUCUACAGCCGGCUACUACCAUUCCCAAUUAACUGCGCUAGAGAUUUGGGAAUUUUUUUUAAAAAAAACUACAGAUAUUUUAAAUAAGGGUUUCCUUAUAGGGGAAGCAUUUUACCCUCGCACAUCGGAUUUCCUGUCAGCUAGUCCUACUGACCAGUGAUGGCUAAUGGAUGAUAAGGUUACAUAAGCUGACCAGUACCCCCCCGUCUUGCGAUGGAAACGUCAGCAUGCGUUUGAGUGUUACAAGAUGCAUCUGCAUUCAGGUUGUGUGGCCCUCUGACACUGGAGGGGUGUGGGUGUACGUAGGAACAGGUGUUUUGUGCCAGGUAAGUGGAUGAUGUCAUUAAUCGGAAAUGGCGUUAUUUGUACGCUGUGAUAUGGUCCGAGAUGCAUUUUUUUUAAAGAAUAGAUUUUAGAUGAUUGGACAAUAAAAAUAAGAAAGUGGGGCCUUUUGUCGUCUGCGCCCAGUGGGGGGCGCCACCUCUGCGUGACGACAGCUGCAUUAGAAGGCUUGAAAGAUAAGUGAGAGUAUAUGGCUGCAAGUUGUAGGGCGAUGACCAGGUGAGAUGAGUAGGGGUCAGCGGUGUGCAGGUUUCAGGGUCUCCAUCCUACAUACAGUACGCCGCGGACCGCCUGGCUUAGGCUUUGUUUACCAUAAAUGUAAAUUCUUAGAUUUUUACGUAAGAUACGGGGAAAUGUUUUACUGACUUCUGUGAUAACGUGAUGAACAUAACUGCUAGCUCUUGUAACCGGGGGAUUUUACCUUUGUUCCCCCCACUUGUCCUGUGUCUAUGUUGUGUAGCUCUGUCCAUCCAUUCUAAUAUCACUGUAGCUGCUGUAUUUAGAUUUUACCAGCGAUGCGUCAUGUGUAACACAACCGCUAACGCUUUCUGAAUGCUGUAUGUAGGCGCAAUGGAUAUUAACUUUUCAGAUUUGUAUAUUGGUGAUAGGUCCGUUUGAACAGUCUAUAAGCUACAAUAAAUAUCUGGUUCUAA
Messenger RNA from Pseudophryne corroboree (corroboree frog), 5415 nucleotides. RefSeq names its product calsyntenin 1 (gene CLSTN1). Gene Ontology annotation, biological process: positive regulation of synaptic transmission; homophilic cell-cell adhesion; positive regulation of synapse assembly. Gene Ontology annotation, cellular component: postsynaptic membrane; cell surface. NCBI's taxonomy places the organism in Eukaryota, Metazoa, Chordata, Amphibia, Anura, Myobatrachidae. Gene Ontology annotation, molecular function: amyloid-beta binding; calcium ion binding; kinesin binding. The record is from RefSeq and is a predicted model, not a curated record.